AUGUUCGGUACUAGAGCGACGUUCCGUGCAGGAUACGGAGCAGGAGCAGCGAUACGAGCGAAGAGGUUCAUCCAUCCCGUCCGGCGAGCGUUCAUCAACUAUGGGCAUUACAGCACCCCGCGCUGGGUGAUCGGCAUUCAAGGACUCAUCAUCGGCUUUAUAGCGCAUGAAUAUCUUGAAUGGAGGGCGGAUGGCACUCCCAAAAUCACCUAUGCGAACAGAUCGCAGAUGCUGGCGGCAGCGAAAGAGAUCUCGGAUAUCCUGGGAGAAGACGCUGUAAGCUUCGAUGAGGAUGUGAUCGAACACCAUGGUCGCUCAGAUUGGAGCACUUCGAAUACCAGUGAACGUCCCGUCGCGGUCGUAUAUCCGAAGUUCACCGGAGAAGUCGCUGCUGUCGCGCGAAUCUGUAAUAAGCACAAUGUGCCUAUGGUACCUUUCGGCGCAGGCAGUUCUAUAGAGGGCAACUUUAGCUCGCCACACUCUGGCAUUUGUGUCGACUUCACUCAUAUGGAUCAUAUCAUUCGAUUUCGCCCAGAAGACAUGGAUGUCACGCUGCAGCCGGGCGUGAAUUGGGUUGAUCUGAAUAACAAGAUUGCAAAUGCUGGUCUUUUUCUCCCACUUGAUCCUUCCCCGACGGCACAAAUUGGAGGAAUGGUCGCGACUAACUGUUCAGGCACGAACGCGAUGAGAUAUGGUACUAUGAAGGAUUGGGUGAUCAACCUGACUGUCGUGCUUGCUGAUGGACGCAUCAUCAAAACCAGGAGAAGACCCAGGAAGAACUCUGCUGGAUACAACCUUACGUCUCUCUUCGUCGGGGCCGAGGGCACACUUGGAAUGGUCACAGAAGUGACCCUGAAGCUCGCGCCGAUUCCUCAAGACACCAGUGUUGCGGUCGUCAGCUUUCCUUCCAUCCGAGAUGCUGCGUUAGCUGCAUCCGCCAUCAUCCGAUCUGGGACUCAGCUUGCAGCCUUAGAGAUCAUGGACGAAUUGCAGAUGCAGAUUGUCAAUAAAUAUGGCAGCGAGGCAGUGCGAAGGCGCAAGUGGCAAGAAGAACCAACCCUUUUCCUGAAGUUCAGUGGGACUACAGAUGCCAUCAAGAGCGACAUCUCUCGGGUGCGCACCUUGAUCAAGCCGCACAAUGCUAGAGAUUUUAUCUUCGCCAAGUCCAAACAGGACGAGUACGAUCUUUGGGCUGCUCGCAAGGAGGCAUUGUUCAUGAUGGUCAGCAAUAAGCCUGAGGGCACCGAAAUUUGGUCAACAGAUGUUGCUGUCCCCCUGUCACGGCUUGCGGAAAUCAUUGAACUCUCCAAACAGGAUUGCAGCAGACUUGGCCUAUUUGCAAGCGUCCUCGGUCAUGUAGGUGAUGGAAACUUCCACGCGGCUAUGUUCUACGAUCCAAAGGAUCCUUCUCAAAAGGCUGCUGUCUCAAAGGUCGUCCAUGAUAUGAUGCAUCGAGCCCUUAAGAUGGAAGGUACCGUGUCUGGCGAGCAUGCGAUAGGCAUCGGCAAGAAGGAUGGUCUUGUGGACGAGCUUGGUGUCGCAACCAUCGAUGUGAUGCGAGCGCUCAAGAGAUCAGUGGAUCCGAAGCAAGUAGCACAUUUUCGCAAUUGA
Messenger RNA from Pseudocercospora fijiensis CIRAD86, 1611 nucleotides. RefSeq lists its product as uncharacterized. Gene Ontology annotation, molecular function: D-lactate dehydrogenase (NAD+) activity; FAD binding; D-lactate dehydrogenase (cytochrome) activity. Gene Ontology annotation, biological process: lactate catabolic process. The transcript is spliced from 5 exons. Gene Ontology annotation, cellular component: mitochondrion. The record is from RefSeq and is a predicted model, not a curated record. Lineage: Eukaryota; Fungi; Ascomycota; Dothideomycetes; Mycosphaerellales; Mycosphaerellaceae. The coding region runs from base 1 to 1611 and encodes 536 amino acids.